AUGGCUUCGGAUCGAACGAACGAAUUUCUUUCACUCGCCCAGAGUUUGCCGAGUGCGGCCGAAUCCUCCAUAGCGCCCCUGCUCGGAUCGUCCCACACGCCCUCUACAUCGUCCUUCGUCGCUGCACGAUCCGCGCCACCGACUCCCGCGUACGCUGCCUUGCGCGAAUUCCACCAAACAGCCGGCGAUAUCAGUCGUGACAUUGCUUCGACGUCGGCCCUUCUCGCCGAACUCACAACGCUGGUCCGUCACCAGUCCAUGCUCCAAGACGACAGUGCUCCCGUCAACAAUCUCGUCGUCCGCAUCAAGACCAGUAUUGAGAAUUUACACAGUCGUUUGGAUCAGGCCUCCAAGGUUUUGCAAACGCAGAAACGGCAGUUGGGCAAACACAGUCAAGCCGGACAAGAAGCCACCAAUCUCGUCGAUGGACUCCAGGCGGAAUUCGCACAGGCCGCUACAGGCUUUAAACGAGUCCUACAGCAGCGGACGGACAAUCUCAAAGAAACCGACGACCGCCAACGACAAGUCUACGGAAAUGGCGAUCAUGAUGGUUUCCACGACGAUCCCAUGCCCGACAUGGGCCUCUUGGCCGCCCCACCGCCCGUCUACGGCGACGCAUCCAAUCCUCACGCAUCCUUUAUGCUAGAUUUGACCAGCAAUUUGCAACAACAGACGGGCGGUGAACCCACGUCCAGUAGUCUCCCCCGUCCGCACGGCAUUGCCGCUCCCGGAUCGGGCGGUCUCGAGUACGGAGUCCGGCAACGCAAACUCGGUAACGCGGGCACCCCGGACGCCGCCAAUUUCUAUGGCCACACCGGACCCUUGACCCCCCUCGAUAUUCAACGCAUGGAGGAAGAAUCCGGGUUGACCCAGUCACUCCAACUCAUUCCUGAUCAGGAUUACAUGCAACAACGUGCCGACGCCAUGUCCACGGUCGAAACCAACAUUGUGGAGCUGGGCACCAUUUUUAAUAAACUGGCCGUCAUGGUAUCCGAACAUCAAGAAAUGGUACAGCGCGUGGAAGACAACGUCGAAGACGCCAACACCAACAUUAGUUUGUCGCUGGAAACGUUGACGGACACCUUGACCAAUCUGCGCAGCAAUCGACAACUCAUGCUACGGCUCUUCUCCGUCCUGGUGGUUUUCAUUAUUGUUUUUGUAAUCGGCUUUGCGUAA
Phaeodactylum tricornutum CCAP 1055/1 is the source of this 1176-nucleotide messenger RNA. RefSeq lists its product with no specific name. Gene Ontology annotation, molecular function: SNAP receptor activity; SNARE binding. The record is from RefSeq and is a predicted model, not a curated record. Lineage: Eukaryota; Bacillariophyta; Bacillariophyceae; Surirellales; Neidiaceae. Gene Ontology annotation, cellular component: Golgi membrane; endomembrane system; SNARE complex. Gene Ontology annotation, biological process: endoplasmic reticulum to Golgi vesicle-mediated transport; vesicle fusion; intracellular protein transport. Bases 1 to 1176 code for a protein of 391 amino acids. The transcript is spliced from 2 exons.